Molecule: messenger RNA, 690 nt
Organism: Euleptes europaea (tarantolino)
Lineage: Eukaryota; Metazoa; Chordata; Lepidosauria; Squamata; Sphaerodactylidae
Gene: DCAKD
Product: dephospho-CoA kinase domain containing
Exons: 4
Coding region: 1-690 (229 amino acids)
Biological process (GO): coenzyme A biosynthetic process
Molecular function (GO): dephospho-CoA kinase activity; ATP binding
Source: RefSeq, a predicted model, not a curated record
AUGUUCUUGGUAGGACUGACAGGUGGGAUUGCAUCAGGAAAAAGUACUGUGGUUGCUAUGCUACAGGAGCUGGGCUGUGCGGUGAUUGAUGCGGAUGUUAUAGCCCGACAAGUUGUCCAGCCAGGCUUCCUGGCCUACCAGCGUAUCGUGCAGGCCUUUGGUCCUGAAAUCCUCAUGGAGAGUGGCGAAAUCAAUCGUGAAGCUCUGGGGAGCAUAGUUUUCUCCCUGCCAGAGAAACGGCAGCUGCUAAAUUCCAUCACUCACCCUGAGAUCCAGAAGGAGAUGUUGAAACAAAUUUUGAAAUACUUUGUGCUUGGCUACAGGUAUGUGAUCCUGGAUAUCCCCCUGCUUUUCGAAACCAACUCGCUGACCAGGUUCAUGAAACUCACCGUUCUUGUGUACUGCGACCCACAAACCCAGCUGUCUCGCCUGAUGCGCAGGAACGGGCUGACUCAAGCGGAGGCGGAAGCACGGAUCGCCACCCAGCUGCCCCUUGACCAGAAAGUCAAGCUGGCCGACCAUGUAAUUGACAACUCGGGCAGCGAGGAAGCCACCCAGAGGCAGGUCCUGAAGCUACACUCGUCACUGGAGGACUCUUUGGACUUCCUUUGGGUGCGCUUCAUGGCCGUCACAGCCGUGGUUGGGGUCGGUGGCCUCGUGUGUUUCCUGCUGCAGCGGCUUGUGUCUUAA